AUGCAGAGAGAAACUGCCUGUAGGCUGGUACCCUACCACCACAUCAUGAGGUCUAUGGAUCAAGAAGAACCGACUCCACAUAAAACCAACAGCCCACCCUCUGGAGUUACAUACGCUCAUGAUGUCUUGGACUGUGGCCUCAAGCCAUGCCCCCUGGCUUUUUCUAGCCUUUCUGCAGAUCCCAUGGGCAGAUAUGGACAGCCAGAUAGCAUAGGGACAACACCUGCGCACCCUGCAAACGCUGCAGGGGCCUCUGCUCCGAGCCCUAGGAUUGAAAUUACUCCAUAUCAUGAACUGAUUCAUUCAGGGGGUCCCUUCCGCGGCAGAGACACAGAUCUUUUGGUAGAACAUCAGUCAAACUCAGCUACCACUAGCCCCAGGGUUACCUUGCCUGUCCCUGGCUUUGAGGGCUACAGAGAACCACUGUGUCUGAGCCCAGCUAGUAGCGGCUCAUCUGCAAGUUUCAUUUCAGAGACAAAUUUCUCUCCUUACACAUCACCAUGUGUUUCACCAAAUAAUGGUCCUAGUGAUGACCUUUGUCCACAGUUUCAAAACAUCCAUACUCAUUAUUCUCCUAGAACCUCUCCAAUAAUGUCACCACGAACAAGCAUCACGGAGGAAACCUGCUUGGGACAUCAUUCACCAUCACCCCGUCCCAACUCAAGGUCUUCAUCACCAGGUGCAAAAAGGAGGUACUCUUGCACUGAGCUCUACAAUACUCAGCUGCCUUCCACUUCUCCUCGACAGUCAAGGACCCCCUCUCCCCAAUCCUCUCCUCGCAUCCCUUUGAGAGAAGACAGCUCUUCAGUUACUUACACACAGUUGCCCAGCGCUCCUAUUUCCAUGGAUGCUAUGAACAGCCUUCCUACGGAUCCUUCUUGUGGCGUUCCCACAAAAAUUUGGAAAACCAGCCCUGAUCCUUCCUCGAUGCCCUCCCACAAAAACAGCAUUCCGUGUCACGUCUUUCAGACUGUUGACUUCCAUGGGCCUUGUGAGCAAGAGGACAGGAGAAACUCAGCCCCGGAGUCGAUUUUGUUGGUACCUCCGUCUUGGACAAAGCAACUGAUGCCUGCAAUACCUCUCUGCAGCUUGCCCGUGCAGUCGCUGCCGCCGCUCGAGUGGCCGCUCUCCAGCCAGUCGGGCUCCUACGAGCUGCGCAUCGAGGUGCAGCCRAAGCCCCAUCACCGCGCGCACUACGAGACCGAGGGAAGUCGCGGGGCGGUCAAGGCGCCCACUGGAGGCCAUCCCGUCGUCCAGCUUCACGGCUACAUGGAGAACAAACCCUUGGGUCUUCAGAUCUUCAUUGGGACAGCGGACGAACGGAUACUUAAGCCCCAUGCGUUCUACCAAGUCCAUCGCAUUACGGGAAAAACUGUCACCACCACCAGCUAUGAAAAAAUCAUUGGCAACACCAAAGUUUUAGAGAUCCCACUGGAACCCAAAAACAACAUGAAAGCAACCAUUGACUGUGCAGGGAUUUUGAAGCUGAGGAACGCGGACAUCGAGCUGCGCAAGGGAGAGACGGACAUCGGCCGGAAGAACACGCGCGUCCGCCUCGUCUUCCGCGUGCACAUCCCCGAGUCCAGCGGCAGAAUCAUUUCCCUGCAAGCGGCAUCCAACCCCAUCGAGUGCUCCCAAAGGUCUGCUCAUGAACUUCCAAUGGUCGAAAGACAGGAUAUUGAUAGCUGCCUUGUUUAUGGAGGACAGCAGAUGAUCCUGACAGGACAGAACUUCACGGCAGAGUCCAAGGUGGUGUUCACAGAGAAAACUUCAGAUGGGCAGCAGAUCUGGGAGAUGGAGGCCACCGUGGAUAAAGAUAAGAGCCAGCCUAGCAUGCUUUUUGUAGAAGUACCAGAAUAUCGUAACAAGCACAUCCGCACACCUGUGAAGGUGAAUUUCUAUGUCAUCAAUGGGAAGAGAAAAAGAAGCCAACCCCAGCAUUUUACCUAUCAUCCAGUACCAUCAAUCAAAACAGAGCCCAUUGAUGACUAUGAUCCAGCCUUAAUCUGCAAUACAGUACACAGUGGUCUGGGAACAGUAACACAGCCUUACUAUUCACAGCACACAAUGGUCACCGAGUCCCCUUCCUGUCUUGUGGCCACCAUGGCCCCCUGCCAGCAGUUGCGCUCAGGCAUUUCUUCUCCCGAUUCUCGAUACCAUCAGCAGAAUCCAGCCGCCGUAAUAUACCAAAGAAGCAAGAGCCUGAGCCCGAGCCAACUGGGCUACCAGCAGUCCAGCUUGAUGGCCACGCCGGUGGCUAUUUCAGAUGCCCAUAGGUCAGUGCUGGUGCAUGCUGGUUCCCCAGGCCAAACUUCAGCAGUGCUCCACCACUCUCCAGGCAACCAGCAGUCUUCCCCAGUGAUCCACUAUUCUCCAACCAACCAGCAGCUGAGGUGUGGAAGUCACCAAGAAUUUCAGCACAUCAUGUGCUGUGAAAAUUUUACAUCCAGCGUUGCAAGAUCCAGCCAGCCCCAAGUCAGUCAAGCACAAAGGUUAAGUCCAAGUUCGUACCCGACCGUGAUUCAGCAGCAGACAGCCUCAGGCCAGCGAGCAGCAAAAAAUGGACCACCAGUUAGCGACCAGAAAGAAGUGUUACCAGCUGGAGUCACUAUCAAGCAGGAACAGAAUCUGGACCAAGCAUACCUGGAUGACGUUAAUGAAAUUAUCAGGAAGGAAUUUUCUGGACUCCCUGCCAGAAACCAGACAUAGAGGCAGAGAUUUGCGAGACAACUUUUACCAAAUCCUUCCAUAACUGACCUCUUAGAUCCUUCCMGUGUCCCUGCAACCUCCUGCUUCCUUAACUGUUCAUCUCAAGGCACCAAUUCAAUGCAAGGAACAAUGUAUUGGCAUCAAGCUGACAGCCUUGACUAAGCAACUCGCCACCUCUCUCUGUAAACAUCGAAAAGGACUCCCUUCCUUUAGUCCAAAGAUCGUAUUGUUCUCAUGUAAAAGAGCAUCUGUCUGAGGAAACUCUUCAAGCCUGCUGCAAAAUAUCUAUCAUCUAUGUAUCAAUAUAUCUUAGCAAUAAGGGAGAAGUAAGAUGUACCUCCUGAACACCGCACGAAGCAAGGGAGGUUUAUAUAUGUGCGCUUAUUUGGGUGGGGUGGGAAACGAGAGAAGAAAGAGUAAUAUAUUGCAUAAAAGAAUAAAAACAGUUUGCAGUUUGCUAACAAUGACUUGCCCUCUGGGUCUCAAAGCCCUUUUGAAAAAUGUAACUGUUGUAGGAAACUGAGGCAGCCCRGGCUUGCUUGGCCUUAGGCCAACGUGGGAUCAAAACCCAUGUUCUCUGACUGAGCACUGUGAUUAGUAUUUCAGACAGUAGCCAUCAGCUGGAUCCAGGAGUUUUCAUUUUUCUGGACAGGAGUUUGAAGGAGAAGGAUAUUCAAAGAGAACUAAUUAAAAGAAAAAAUCGGCAAUUCAAACAUCAUUCCCAAGAUAAACUAAACCCUGAUGAAGUAGAGAUUAAUAUAUAGAACUCMCAAGUAACCUAAGCACUGUUAUGCCUAUCCAAAGAUUUUUGUGACUGAUUGUUAUUCAUAUUCAGGCAGUACCUGAACGCAUCUUAGAUGUUUUCUCUCUAUUGGAUUGUUGCUSUUUCUUUCCGCACAGAACCUGCUGUUGACUUGUACCUUGUCUCGUAUAGCAGCUGUAGCAUUUAACCACGCAAGCUGCAGAAGAAAAUAAUUGCAUCUCACAGAAGCCAUGUCUUGUAAACAAACGCAUACCCUUACUUAUAUUUCUUUAGCUUUGCAAAGCCACCCUCAGUUUCUGGAAAGAUUAACUUUCCAUGUGAUUAACGUUGUUAGUUAUAUUUUGCUUCAGGUGUUUGAAUAUGCAGUACUGAUACGUGCUCAUCACAGUAAGUGAUCACCUCUGCCCUUUGCAGGUGUACUCCUCGUACAUCUGUAAUGCUUCUUGGCAUGUCCUGCCUACCACGGUGUGAUAAGAAGACGUCAUGAGKGCGUAAUCAAUGUACAGUAAGAGAGAGCCAUAAUAUUGUAGGAAAUAGGUCCUCAUUGUCAUCUUUGUUUUCGUAAAUGAGUAAUGCUGAUAUUGUUAUGGAUGGAGAGCUAGAAGUCUAGUCUAGAGAAAGAAAAUUUUCAAUUAUUUAAAGUAAACUUUGCUGAAUACCAAUAUGUCCUCAUGCUCACAACAGCAACUGGGUGAUGGGRAUACAGCAGGUCAGUAGAGCAGCCAUAUAAGCGGUUCCCCAAAACUGCAAAGCAAAUAAUUACAUAAACCCUUUAGAAUAUAUGCUAGGUUCAACAAAAUUGUUCUCAGACAUAGUGAGAAAAAUGUAUUUUCUGCCACAAAAAGCUAGCACUUAACCUAUGCAAGAUCUAUAUUUUAGAGCAUGAGGCAGCAAGCAUCAUGCUGCUCAGAAUUUCUCAUCUAGGUCUCUGUUACAAUCUUGUUUUUGUAAUCUGAAUUUUGCUGGUUUUCCCACAAAAGUACUGCUAGAAACGCAGGUAGUGGUAGAGUAAUAUGGAGACAGUCACACACUGUCCAAAGUACUGGACAAUUUUGAAAWGUUCUUAAGGAUGAAAUGUGUCUAUCAGAAGUUCUCUAUUGCAACUGAGCAAAACAACAGCCCAAAUGUGUCUCCCAGUUUCUCAGAAUAAUUCCAAACUUGCAAUUAUUGAAAAUGGCCACUGAGUUUUCCUCCCUUUAGUUUCCCUACUUUUCCCACCUUUUAAUUGCAAAUUAACUGACAGGAACUUUACUCUUGCUGGUUUUUCAAUAGGAUACCAAAGAAAAAUAUCAACUUAUUUGCAAAUCUGCAGACAAACUGACAAAACUAUUGCUGCUUAUUUGGUGAUGGAUAGCAGCUGGAUUUCAGUAUUUCUGUUUAUGCAGAUGGAUGUCUCAUCUCUAAGUGAGAUGACACCCCAUAUCCAGUAGCAACCUGCCGCCUGAAAUAAGCAGUUUCAAUAUGGGGAAMCUGGUUGUGGGAUUUAUUUGAUGGUGGUGGUGGUCUUUUUUUCCUGCCACUGACCAUUGCUAGUCAUUUGGGCAUCCUAGAUAAUUUUCCCCUUAUUUCUCCAAGACUUAUCUGUGUAAAGCAGACAGGGAACCUACAGKCUCAGAGUGAAGCUUCUGAGCCUUCAAAAGGGUCCGGGCAGUCCCGGAGCCCCUGCCAGGCUCCACUGAAGCUGCUUUGCAGGAUGCACCCAUAAAACACGCUCCCUUUAGCAGAAAGGUAAGAUUUCCAUGACGCCUACGUGUUCUUUCGGACGCUUUGCUGUAGACAGAGGGGAAGAGGAAUUUUUUAAAGUGCUACAAGUUGUGUCCUUGUUCUUGCAUUAGUUGUAUUUCUUCCUAAUUUUUAAGGCAUAGCU
Nothoprocta perdicaria is the source of this 5339-nucleotide messenger RNA. RefSeq names its product nuclear factor of activated T cells 2 (gene NFATC2). Gene Ontology annotation, cellular component: transcription regulator complex. Lineage: Eukaryota; Metazoa; Chordata; Aves; Tinamiformes; Tinamidae. Gene Ontology annotation, molecular function: RNA polymerase II cis-regulatory region sequence-specific DNA binding; transcription factor binding; DNA-binding transcription factor activity, RNA polymerase II-specific. The record is from RefSeq and is a predicted model, not a curated record. Gene Ontology annotation, biological process: calcineurin-NFAT signaling cascade; regulation of transcription by RNA polymerase II; cytokine production. Bases 1 to 2709 code for a protein of 902 amino acids. The transcript is spliced from 10 exons.